AUGAGAUGGGAUGCGGAUGUAUGCGCAGACUGCAUCAAAAGGACAGGACAAAUCCGCUCAUAUCAAUUAACUAUGAUCGAACAGCAACACGACGCAACGUGGAAGAGAAUUCAACUGAAUACUUUCACUCGAUGGGUUAGGCAGAAAUUAGAACAAGUGGAUGUAACGGUGUCUGAUUUGGAAACCGAUUUUGAAGAGGGUUUGAAAUUAAUACGUUUGGUUGAAGUACUUUCUGGGAAGUCGUUUGGUCGACAUAAUAAAAAGGUCAUAUUUCGUCAUCAGAAACUUGAAAAUAUCUCGCUUGCGCUGCAAUUUUUGGAGAACGAAGAACACAUAAAACUUGUUAAUAUCGAUAGUUCUGCAAUAGCAGACCGCAAUCUAAAACUGAUUUUGGGUCUCGUAUGGACGCUUAUUUUACAUUAUUCCAUUUCAAAACAAGUUUGGGACCAUCCAAGUGGUCAAUUAGGAAAUGGUGAAAUGUCAGCGAAAGAAAAACUCUUGACAUGGCUCAGAGCAAAGUUACCAGUCGAACUCUCUGUAACCAAUUUCACCUUUGAUUGGAACGAUGGGAUUCUCCUUGGUGCUUUGGUUGAUUCUUGUGCUCCAGAUUUGGAAGUUGAUUGGCGAAAAUGGUUACCAUCGCAGGCUUUGCAGUCAACUCUUACUGCAAUGAGGCUUGCUAGCGAUUAUCUUGGUGUUACUGCACUUAUUGAACCAGAGGAAUUGAUCAGUCCGGCUGUUGAUGAGAAAAGUGUUAUGACUUAUCUUUCGCAGUUCCCUGGUGCGAAGUAUACUCCAUUACUUGGUCGACUUCAUGAUGUUGUAUUGAGACCAGUAGUAGGAGUCAGCACCAUAUUUAAACUUCAAACUCGUGAUGCAAUGAUAGUUCCGGAAAUCAUUAUCAAAGGGCCGAAUGGAUCUUCAAUUCGUUGUAUUCAACGUCAGCUUUCAGGAACUGUUUAUGAAUUCGGAUAUCAACCAGAAACACCAGGCGAACAUGAGAUUAUGGCAACAGUUCGUGACAUUGCAUCUGGUGACUCAGCUAAACUGGCAAGGACCAAAGUUGUAGCAGUUGAAGGAACGGAUAUCUCUUCGAUUUUGGUGGAUGGUCUCAGUAAUGAAACUGUAACAGUUGGACAGAGGAAAGAUAUUGUUAUUGAUAUUGGAAACUUGAUACCUAUGAAGAAUGGUUUGGAAGUUAUUGUGGAGGAUAUUGGAAAAGUUGAUAGAUCAAAGUAUUUGCUAUCUUUAGAAUGUGAGCAUAAUUCACACAUUUACAGAGGCUUCUGGACAGCCAAAAGAUUAGGGAAAACCAAAAUAUGUGUUCUUUUUGAUGAAAAUGUAGUUUGUGAAUAUCUAAUUAGUGCUCGACACAGCGAGGACAUAACUAAAUGCCGAGCCCUUGGUGAAGGACUUGAACGUGCUGUUGUUGGUAUGCCAGCGAAAUUUCUAGUCGAUAUAAAGGAUGCUGGAAAGAGCAAAAUGGAAGUGGCGAUCAAGGGACCCUCAGAAGUGGAAGUGAAUGUAAUGGAUAAUUUGAAUGGUUUGUGCACAGUGGAGUACAUUCCAGAAACUCCCGGGUUGUAUGAAAUAAUGAUUUAUUAUGGAGACAAAAAAAAACAAAUCCCAGGUUCUCCAUUCAUGGUAAUAGCCGAUUAUGAGCGUAAUCCAUCGAAAAUUGUAAUAAGCGGAAGCACUAAUGGACUAGUUCAAGCUAGAAUGCCAAAUUCGCUUAUUAUUGAUGCUACGCUUACUGCAUUAGAACCAGUAAGUGCGCGUCUUCCUGCCGGUUUCGAACAGCCAAUUGUUGAAGAAAUCAAACCUCGAGUAUAUCGAGUUACUUUCAUCCCAAGCAUUACAAGUGAAACAAUAACAUUGGAACUUUUGUAUGGGGACGAACUUCUUGGGAAACCGAUAGUUUUCUUAGUCAAACCUGAAGAAGAAUUAGAAUCCGUGAUAUUGAGAAAUUGUUCUGGUGGCUUGCUAUCGUCAACAGUGCAAGCCUCCCUUCAAUUUGAAGCUCUGAUUGAUGUUACGAAAGCUGGGAAAAUUGAUGAACUGUUUGCGGAAAUAAAAGGUCCGGAUGGCAAGGUGCGGAAAUUACUACUCACCGAAAACUCUGACAAGAAAAUAUACUUAUUGAACUUCGUGCCGGACCUGGUAGGCGUAUAUGUUAUUGUAAUAUACAUCAAUGGGGAACCAUUUUCGGAUCCGUAUAACUUAACUGCUAUACCAGUGGGUUCAGCAGAUAAAUGCUUCGUGGAAUCGAAGUCACUUGACAAGUUCUGGACUAUUGGGGAGCCAAGAGUUUUUGUAGUGAAUGCUAAAAAUGGAGGAGAAGGAGCAUUAAACGUUCUCUCUGAAAGAGUUGACUUGGAAACAAAAAUUGACAAGAAUGAGGAUGGCUCUUACACUGUAACACUUACGCCACACGCUCAAGGACAGCAUCGAGUUAUGUUGAUGUAUGGAGGUGUUGAUAUACCUGGCGGGACAUUCGAUUUUGAGUGUGUUCCAUCUCUUGUGAAUGAAAACAGUAAUGUUUCUAAACAGCCAGUGGAGUCUGAAGAUGACGGACAUCUGAUGUCUCGCAGUUUUCGUUUUUCUGUUACUUCGGAAUAUCAGUUUAACAAACUUACUGCUUCCGUUAAAAUGCCUUCUGGUACAGAUGAUAUAGCCUUCAUUAACGAUAAUAGGGAUGGAACUGUGACGGUUACAUAUCAUCCGAAAGAGUGUGGCAGUCAUUUGUUGUCAAUAAAACACGAUGGCAUUAACAUGUCUGGAAGUCCAAUUUCAUUUUAUGUGAAUGAAGCAAAUGAGGAAUAUGCGACAGUAUAUGGUCUUGGCUUAUUACAGGCGGUUGUCGGUGAACCAGCAGUAUUUACAGUUUGUGCGAAAGGUUCACCCACUAAAGAGUUGUCUGUUGCUAUUGAAGGUACAGCAAAAGCUGUAAUCAAAUGUCAUGAUAAUAAGGAUGGCACAUGUUCUGUAGUAUGGAUACCCUCUAUGGCUGGAGAAUACAAAGUACAUGUGAAACUUUCCGGAAAACCAGUGAAAAAUUCUCCCUUCGUUGUAUUUGUGGCAAAUGAAGAUCAAAAGCGAGCGCAUUUGUCCCUUGAACCAACAGCAAUGUCGGAGAUCUUAAUUAAUAUUGACAAUGCUGAAAUUGAAGACCUCUCAGCAUCAGUAAUAAAUCCAAGUGGGAUUGAAGAGCCAUGCAUCAUCCGUCAGAUUGAUGCAGCCCACGUCGGUAUCUCAUUCUCUCCAUGUGAAGUGGGUGAACAUUUGAUCACUAUUAAAAAGAAUGAACAAGUUAUACAAAAAUCGAAUUUCCAAGCUGAAAUUAUUAGAAACCAACCUGGAGAAGCGUCUAAAGUUGUUGUUAGUGGAACAGGUAAAGCAAAUGCUAUUUGUGAGCAGGACAACAGUGUACAAAUCAAUAUGCGUGAUGCUGGUUUUGGUGAUUUGUCUGUAUCAAUUCAGGGACCGUCGGAAGCUGAAUUAAGGUGUAUUGAAAAUAAAGAAGGUGUAGCUAAUAUUGUUUAUAGACCUACCGAACCUGGAAUUUACAUUUUAUCUGUAAAAUUUGCUGGUGCUCAUAUAAAUGAUAGUCCGUUCAGGAUUAACUGCACCGGAAAAGGAAUGGGUAUCGUGAAAGAAAGCGCAAAUAAGAAAGUGAAACAGGUUCCAGUAGUUCUACCUGGACAAGACACUGCCCUGUAUUUGCAAUUGAAAAACAUAUCAUCAUUGGACACAAAAGCAAGAGUCGUUGAUCCCAAUGGAUACAGCAAAGAUGUUAAAGUUUGUGAUCUUGGUGACGAUCUUUAUCGGAUUGAAUUCAAACCUGUAGUGAAUGGUCCACAUGCAGUUUCUGUUCUGUAUAAAGGACAACACAUUUCAGGUAGUCCCUUCCAGUUCACCGUAGGACACAUGAAAGAAAUGGGUGCACAUAGGGUACGGGCAGCAGGAGUCAGAUUGAAGCGAGCAGAAGCUAGCAGGAAACAAUCUUUCAAUCUUUAUACCCGAGAGGCUGGAAAAGGAGAACUUGAAGUAACGGUAGAAGGACCAUCAAAAGCUGAAUUACAGUUCCAUGAACAUGAGGAUGGAAAUUGCCAUUUCGAUUAUAAAGUUGCGAAGCCAGGAGAAUACCUUAUAUCAGUCAAAUUCAAUGCUGAGCAUAUACCGGAUUCACCAUUCAAAGUGUUUAUUGCUCCUGCAGCUGGGGAAGCCCGCUGCUUGGAAUUAAUAUCACUCGCGGAUUCUGGAACACCAGGUGAAAUAUGUGCUAUUAUGAUAAAUAGGAAUGGUGCAAAAGGUCAUCUUAAAGCAAAGCUUCAUACACCGGCCAACAAGAUUGAAGCAGUCGAUGUCCUCCCAGUUGAGGGAAGCGAUUUGUACUGCGUCCGAUUCAUUCCUUCAGAGACUGGAGACUAUUACGUUGAUGUAACGCUUGAUGGUGCACCUAUGCAUGACUCACCUUUCUGUUUCCGAAUUGGGACAAAUGGAGAUAAUGAUCCAUCAAUAAUAACUGUGACUGGCGACGGUAUUCACGGUGGUCAAACUGGCCAAAUCUGUAAAUUUAUUAUCAAUACUUGUAAUGCUGGAGCAGGACUUCUCCAUAUUCUGAUUAGUGGACCAUCAAAAGUUACUAUGAAUGCAUGUGAAGUUAGCGUUCAUUCAUUUUCAUUUCAUUUCGCUGUUAGUCACUUUCAAGCAGCAGUGCCUGGACCCUACUAUGUGACUAUCAAAUAUUCAGGUGUUCAUAUUCCUGGUUCCCCGUUCAAAGUAGUUGUGGAAGGUAAAAAACUUGAUGAUGGCAAACCAGACUUUUCAUUAAUCAAGAUUGAUGCGUUCCCUAAAAUUAAGAAAGAAGUAGUUCAUCGAGUUCCAAUUCUUUCCGGAGAUGCGAACAAAGUUAUAGUGAAGGGUUCUGGUCUCAGUAAAUUUUUUCCUGGUCAGUCGGCGGUCUUCAAUGUCGACACUGGUCUCGCAGGAGACAAUAUUUUGUAUGUUGGUCUACUUACAUCGAAGGGACCUUGUGAACAAGUUGCACUACAACAUCUUGGUAAUGGCCAAUAUGUAGUCAAGUAUCUUAUUCAGGAAGAGGUCAAAGGUUUUAUUUAUAUCAAAUACGGCGAUGUGGAUGUGCCAGGCUCACCGUUUGCUGUUUCCUUUUAA
Messenger RNA from Brugia pahangi, 5175 nucleotides. The record is from the annotation of a GenBank genome assembly. Lineage: Eukaryota; Metazoa; Nematoda; Chromadorea; Rhabditida; Onchocercidae.